AUGGCAGACUAUGGACCACAAACGGAAGAGGACCCUGUAGAAAAGAAUUCCAGAAAUUGGGACCACUUGAAGAUUCCUCUAGUUGAAAACCCGUUGAGAGACCAAGAACGAGAGACCAUUAGCGAGAUCACGUCAUGGAAGAGGACCACUAGAGGGGAAGACCACUCGAGGGAAAAUUCAGGAAGACCAGAGGAACCUUCAGCUCUAGGAGGAAUCUUCAGCUCUACCACAGCUCUAGGAGGAAUCUUCAGCUCUACCACAGCUCUAGGAGGAAUCUUCAGCUCUACCACAGCUCUAGGAGGAACCUUCAGCUCUACCACAGCACUAGAAGGAACCUUCAGCUCUACCACAGCUCUAGGAGGAAUCUUCAGCUCUACCACAGCUCUAGGAGGAAUCUUCAGCUCUACCACAGCACUAGAAGGAACCUUCAGCUCUACCACAGCUCUAGAAGGAACCUUCAGCUCACAGAUCUGGGAGGAACCUUCAGCUCACAGCUCUGGGAGGAACCUUCAGCUCUACCACAGAUCUAGGAGGAACCUUCAGCUCUACCACAGCACUAGAAGGAACCUUCAGCUCUACCACAGAUCUAGGAGGAACCUUCAGCUCUACCACAGCUCUAGGAGGAACUCUACCACAGCUCUAGAAGGAACCUUCAGCUCUUCUAGGAAAGCUCUAGAAGGAACCUUCAGCUCUACCACAGCUCUAGGAACCUUCAGCUCACCACAGAUCUAG
Molecule: messenger RNA, 732 nt
Organism: Homarus americanus (American lobster)
Lineage: Eukaryota; Metazoa; Arthropoda; Malacostraca; Decapoda; Nephropidae
Exons: 2
Coding region: 1-732 (243 amino acids)
Source: RefSeq, a predicted model, not a curated record